GCUUUUGGGAGAGCCGCGCGGCGUGCGCGGGCACGAGGCUUAGUGGCCUUCCCCAAGACUGAGGCGGCGGCGGCGGGUGCGCGCGUGGCGGCGGGUGCGAGGCGCAAGCUGUUGUGCUCCAGGCUUUCCUCUUUCCCCUCCUAGGCGGGUGGAGGAGGCCGAAGCGGUGUUGGGCGCACUCCCCUUUCCUCUCCCUCCGGCCACUUCCUCCGGCCCCUUCGUGCUGCGCGGUCUCUCCGACGCAAGACUGUCCCGGCCCGAAUAUGGCUCGUGGACAGCAGAAGAUUCAGUCUCAGCAGAAAAAUGCCAAAAAGCAAGCUGGACAAAAGAAGAAACAAGGGCAUGACCAAAAGGCUGCUGCCAAAGCUGCCUUAAUAUAUACCUGCACUGUCUGUAGGACACAAAUGCCAGACCCUAAGACCUUCAAGCAGCACUUUGAGAGCAAGCAUCCGAAGACUCCACUUCCUCCAGAAUUGGCUGAUGUUCAGGCAUAAAGUUGUUUACAGGUGAAUUCAUGACACCUUUGACUCUUCUACUGUCUCAGACCUUAGGUAACAAACCUGCAGCUGCUUUUCUAACAAACUGUUGAUCAGCAAAAAUAAAGGGGCUACAGAAACACUCAUUUUUAUGCUGUUCCCUUUGGGCUUCAUGCAAAGACAAUUCUGUGUAAAUGUACAGUUGACUCUAAUUUGGAAAUAUGAAAAUCAGUCCAUCCUUGUUAUAAAAAAUUUUUUACAAUUGUAAUUAUAUUGAUGUUCAUAUUGUGUAAAAUAACUCAUUUAAUAAAGUAGUACUUUGAUUUUACAACAUCACAGGAUAAA
Messenger RNA from Pteronotus mesoamericanus, 821 nucleotides. It is a transcript of the gene ZNF706, whose product is annotated as zinc finger protein 706. The record is from RefSeq and is a predicted model, not a curated record. The transcript is spliced from 4 exons. The coding region runs from base 264 to 494 and encodes 76 amino acids. NCBI's taxonomy places the organism in Eukaryota, Metazoa, Chordata, Mammalia, Chiroptera, Mormoopidae.